This is a messenger RNA of Corticium candelabrum, 1827 nucleotides long. RefSeq names its product NEDD8 ultimate buster 1-like. The coding region runs from base 23 to 1813 and encodes 596 amino acids. The transcript is spliced from 18 exons. Gene Ontology annotation, molecular function: protein binding. Lineage: Eukaryota; Metazoa; Porifera; Homoscleromorpha; Homosclerophorida; Plakinidae. Gene Ontology annotation, biological process: regulation of ubiquitin-dependent protein catabolic process. The record is from RefSeq and is a predicted model, not a curated record.
ACUAGCACCAAGUCAACAUCUAAUGGACGAAAAUGACGAUGUGAAGACGCGCGUUCGCAGUAAACUCUUGGCAGAUAGAGUGAAACUUUGGUUGUCACCAUAUACAACACAAGAUGGCAAGAAAGGACAAGAUCCUGAGGAUUUAGCGAAGAAAUAUUCUAGUGAGCUUGGACAGCCUGUUGAAGUUAUUUCCAGAGUUUUGGAAGAGUUGAGAAUUCAUUCAGUGAACAAACUAGCUACAAGAAAACUCAAAACGAACCAGCAAAUCUCUCUUUGUGUCACUCUGACAGGAGGAGAUACGAGUGAAAACAUUAAAGCUACUCAUGUUGAAGCUCAGCUGGAAGAUCUGACGUCAUCACUGACCGAAAGGAUCGCUGGUGUAUUUCAUGUGCCUUGUGAGCGACUGAAACUGAUCAGUGAAGCAAAGAUGCUCAACGACAGGUUGUCUCUUGCUGUUCAAGGUGUUAGAGAUGGCAGUCAAGUUCUUGCUGUGUUACUGAGUGAGGAAGAAGCUGAAGCAGCUCGCAGACAAGAGCAACAGAAGAUGGCAGAAGAGAGUCUCAUGAAGACGAGACAAGCUGCGGAGAUUUUAGCAACACGAGACCAAGAUGACAACAGGUACAGCGUAGUAAUAACUGAUCAAUCUGGGAAAGAACUUUCUUUACCAAUAUCUGAGAGGAAGUCAUUAGUUACUGCAAUGGCUUUACAUGAGAAAGGGAGGGCUCUUGGGAAGAGAAAGAACUAUGUGGAAGCUCUAGUGGUUUUGAUUGAAGCAGAUGGACAGUUUAAGCAAUGUCGAAGUGAUAUUCUCCAAGCAGUUGAUAACUAUGCCAUUCUCUGUCUGGACAUUGUUUGGUGCUACUGGUGUCUCAAGAACUUGGAGCAUCUUCCUGAUGCAGAUGCACGGCUGAGAAUUUGUCAGACGUCGUUUGAGAAGAGCUAUGGAUCAAACAUGGAACGACUUAUGAUGUUACGGGGAAGCAUCGGAAUGGAGUUGGUGCUUUACGUGCGGCUUUACCUUCUUCAAGCUGUUACAGCUUAUCAUCAAGGAAGGACUGACGUUGCUAAAUCUCUUUUGGCUAAAACCGAGUCAAUUGCUGCCAGACUUCACGUCAAUGAAGAAAAGCUAGCAGAAGUCAUUGCAGUUGGCUUCUCAGUUGCAGAAGCAAGACUUGCACUGCGAGCUCAUGACAACAACGUUGCUGUUGCAGUAUCAUACCUCAUGGAAAAGCGAGAGGAUAAGAAGAGACGAAUGGAAAUUGAGAAGAAAGAACAGAAACAGCGUUUACGUCAGAAUCGUUAUGGGAAGACAGCAGAUGGUUCGAAGGUGAAGGUUGAAAUUGUUGAUCUGCUAACUGGAAUGGGAUACUUGGAAAAGACUGCUGCAGAAGCUCUAAAACAGGCAAACAAUGAUAUCAACUUGGCUCUCCAGGUCUUGCAGGACAAUCCUCAUCUAUUGGACCUUCCAGACGUGCAAGAUGCAGAAUUCCAAGUCUCAGAUGAGCUAUUGGCUGAGGUAACGUUUAUGGGGUUUGAUCCUUCAACUGCUAUGGCAGCUUUGAGACAUCAUCGUGGCAACGUCCAGAGGUGUGUUGAUGACCUUCUAGCUGGUUGGGUUCCUCCAGAUGUGACAGCGAGUGUCAAUGAACAGUCAGCCACUGCAGCCCAAAUAAACGAAGAGGAGAGAGAAGCAGUAGAAUCUCUUGUGCCUGACUUACAAAACGAUGAAGACGAUUACUUGGAUCUUACACUAGAAGAAGAGCUAGCAGCUAUACAAGAGUAUCGUCUACUUAUCAACACAAAUCCUAGCUAGAAAUCAUAAACGAC